Trypanosoma theileri is the source of this 407-nucleotide messenger RNA. RefSeq lists its product as uncharacterized. The transcript has a single exon. Lineage: Eukaryota; Euglenozoa; Kinetoplastea; Trypanosomatida; Trypanosomatidae. The record is from RefSeq and is a predicted model, not a curated record. The annotation marks the transcript as partial.
AUGACAUGGUGCCGCGUGCCACCGAGUAAAAAAAGGUGCUGUUGGAUGGCCCACGCCAUGAACAAAAAGAACAAAGGGAAGGAUUCACCAAACCCUCAUGAUAAAGGCAAAUUCCGCUAUGGUGAUAUGUUAAAGCGUUCCCCUACCGCCAUGUGUGGUGUGAAAAGGAAAUCCAUGGGAAGUGCAAAAAGAACAUUUUCCCCCAUAAGAACACAUUACCCCAUAAGAACACUUUCCACCCAUAGGUAUUUUUGGUUUAUUGGCACCCCCACCGCCUGCCCCACCACAACGAUGUGUGAGGUAUGUUUGGCUUUUCCUGAGGGGAUGGAAGUGCGUAAGCUGUGCGCCGCGAUUGGACAGCCCUCAUUGCCAAAGGCGAGCCGUGAUUCACUUCAGAGGUCCGCGGC